This is a messenger RNA of Camponotus floridanus (Florida carpenter ant), 1853 nucleotides long. Its product is annotated as phospholipase B1, membrane-associated. The record is from RefSeq and is a predicted model, not a curated record. The transcript has 8 exons. Bases 503 to 1750 code for a protein of 415 amino acids. Gene Ontology annotation, biological process: phospholipid metabolic process. Lineage: Eukaryota; Metazoa; Arthropoda; Insecta; Hymenoptera; Formicidae. Gene Ontology annotation, molecular function: glycerophospholipase activity.
AGAUUAUGAAAUUGCAUAUAAAAUGUAGUAUCAAGAAAAAUCGGAGAAUAUAAGUUUUGCAUAUUUAUUUUUUAAUGAAGAUAUUGGGUAGAAACUUAUCCAUUACUUGAAAAAUGAGAGAAAGAUUAACUAGACAACUCUCUGUCGCGAUAGAUAUCCAUCGUUAAACAAACGGGAAUUUAACCUUGGCUUUAUCGAAACGAUUCUCUCACUCUAUGCAUGCAUAAAUAACGUCUUGUACACACGUCAAAGUUUGCAGUUCUCUCCAGUCGAAGACUCGAAGACUUGUCAAAGAUGUUCGUUUCCUAAGAUUAAGGAAGCGAAUCGAUGGCGACAGGAAAUCUCAUUCGAUCGAGUCGAAGGCCAAACAAGAUCUUCCAACAUAAAAUGAAAAUUAGCAGUUGAAGAAUAAAAAAAUCUGAAGAAAAUCAGAAAGAGAUUUCUUUGGUCAUCGAUUGUUGAAACGCUCUUUGAUAAUUCUCAAUUCUGUUUUUUGAGAAUCAUGAGAAUUCAAAUAAUUUACUUGUGUCUGACCAUCAUUGGCUUUCAUCUGGGCGAUUGCAUAUCCUUCAUGGAUUUCUUGUAUAGUAUACUUCAAGCAGGCGGGAAAAAAAUUAAUGCAUAUGAAAUUUCGUAUCCUAUGGCAAGCAGCGACAUACGAAGACAACCAAUCAUUCCUAAUAACGUUUCGUUUCCUUGCAACGUUCGUUCUGGCAGAUCCAUGUCAAUACCAAACAACGUUCAUCGGUUAAGACCAGGUGACAUCGAUGUAAUCGGUGGUCUUGGUGAUUCCUUAGUUGCUGGAAAUGGCGCUAUGGAAGAGUUCGCUGUAGGAACCUUCAUCGAGGCACGCGGGGUCAGCUGGUGCGCCGGAGGCCAAGGCGAUUGGAGACAAUUUCUUACGCUUCCUAAUGUAUUGAAGAUAUUCAAUCCGAGGUUAAUCGGAUAUUCUACCGGCACAGGUGAGUUUCAUUCAACUUCGGCGAAACUAAACAUCGCCUUUCCAGUUGCCGCUACUGAAGAUGCAUUGCUGCAAGCGAAAAUCUUGGUGCAGAGAAUUAAAAAUGAUCCGAAAAUAAAUGUGGAGAAACACUGGAAGCUUAUUACGAUCCUGUUUGGAGCUAAUGAUAUUUGCUCGGCGCAAUGUUACAAUCCACAACAGUUUUCGCCAAUGCGUUAUGCCCUGCAUUUACGAAGAACGCUUGAUUUCUUAAGAAUCGCGCUUCCUCGCACGCUGGUCAAUCUGAUUCCAACCAUAGAUGUUACGGUAUCGAUUAGAGUAAAGCGAAGUACUAUGUGCAAGCUAUUGCAUCCUCUUUAUUGCGCCUGUAUGCACAAAGGUAACCGGCCGGAAAUUGUUGCAUCGAACAUGUCACGACUUUAUCAACAAGCCGCCGAAACUUUAAUAUACUCAGGAAGGUACGAUACAUCCCCGGAUUUUACAGUGGUAUUACAACCAUUUACUAAAUUAUUCAAUGCACCUAAUGCAGAUCCUAAUCAUGCACCGCCGAUCGAUUCUACUUUGGUCACAUACGAUUGUUUCCAUUUUAGUCAGAAAGGACAUGCUCUCGGAGCCAAUCUUUUAUGGAACAAUAUGUUGGAACCGGUUGGAAGCAAAACGGAAAACGGAUUACCUAAGAUACUAGAGAAAGUACUCUGCCCUACAGAGAGUGCACCCUACAUUUUUACAAACGUUAAUUCGCGUUUUUUUCAAAUGACCGGUAGACAAGAUGAAAUUGUGCCUAGAUAACGUAAGAUUGACAGUAAUAAAACAUAAUUUACGACAAUAUUUAUGUAAUACAUAAUAAGAUAUCGAACAAAUUGAAUGAGAUGAUAAUCAUUUUAAUAUAUAU